Henningerozyma blattae CBS 6284 is the source of this 2385-nucleotide messenger RNA. It is a transcript of the gene TSR1, whose product is annotated as small subunit rRNA maturation protein TSR1. The record is from RefSeq and is a predicted model, not a curated record. Gene Ontology annotation, molecular function: GTPase activity; GTP binding; U3 snoRNA binding. Lineage: Eukaryota; Fungi; Ascomycota; Saccharomycetes; Saccharomycetales; Saccharomycetaceae. Gene Ontology annotation, cellular component: nucleus; preribosome, small subunit precursor. The transcript has a single exon. Gene Ontology annotation, biological process: endonucleolytic cleavage of tricistronic rRNA transcript (SSU-rRNA, 5.8S rRNA, LSU-rRNA); maturation of SSU-rRNA from tricistronic rRNA transcript (SSU-rRNA, 5.8S rRNA, LSU-rRNA); ribosome biogenesis. Bases 1 to 2385 code for a protein of 794 amino acids.
AUGGCUGGUCAUUCGCAUAGAUCAUCCAUUAAAAAUGGCCAUAAAGGCUUCAAAUCAAAGCACUCUAGUAAAGGUGCUUUGAAAAGACUCCACAAAGGUAAAGUUGAAAAAGAUAUUAAAACUGGUAAAUCUAAUAAGAUAUCUUCCAAGUUACAACGUAAAAAUAAAUCGAAACAAUUAAGAUUAAAAAAAAUAAUGGAUACCUUAGAAGUAAGAAAAUUGUUUGAAGGUAGCUCCGGUGCUGAAAAAAUUAUUACUAUCAUUCCAUUGACUCCAGAUAUCGAUGCAGGUGAUAUUGUUUCGAAAUUAUUAGCUCAAUCCAGUGAAUUAUCUGAAAAUGACUUAGAUUCUUUAAUAAAGAUGGGUAAUUCUGCAUUUAUUAAGGAUUUUCACAUUAAGAAAUUCAAAAGCACUUUAAAAAUUAUUGUUCCUGACAUGUCUAACUUUUUGAAUGUUUUAGAUUGUGCCAAAGUUGCAGAUAUCGUAGUAUUUGGUUUAAGUGGUACAUCUGAAGUUGAUCAAGAAUUUGGUGAACAAGUUAUCAGAGCAUUAGAAUUACAAGGUAUCGCAUCAUACAUUGGUGUUGUUCCUAACUUAUCAAAGGUUCAUCCAAAGGAGAAGUUUCAAUUAGACGUUAAACAAUCUUUGGAAAGUUAUUUCAAGCAUUUCUUCCCAAACGAGGACCGAAUUUACAAUUUAGAGAAGCCUGCUGAAUCUUUGAAUGCUCUCAGGAUUCUAUCACAAAGAUUCCCUCGUGGUGUCACUUGGAGAGAUCAAAGAGGCUACUUGCUUGCAGAUCAGAUUGAUUUUGUUGAAAUAUCAGAAGAUGCUGGCCAGUUGGUAGUCCAAGGUACUGUUCGUGGGAUUGGUUUUAAUGCCAACCGCUUAGUUCAUAUUCCUGGUCUAGGUGACUUUCAAGUUGAAGCCAUCGAAAGAAUUAGUGCUUCUGGAAGAUCUAAGAAAAAUAAUACCAAAGAACUUGAUUUGGAUCUCCAAAACGUUUUUCAAUCAAAUGAUAACAGAGAAACGUUAGAUGAAUAUAUUCCAUACGAUGCUGAAAUGGAAGAUUGGUCUGACUAUGGCGAAGACUUUCAAUAUGAUAAUUUAACUGCAGCGAGAUAUGAUGAACAUGGUUAUCUACCUCGUAGCCAGCAGGAGGAUAAAAUAAAAAGAGUUCCAAAAGGUACCUCAAAAUACCAGGCUAUGUGGUAUCUAAAUGAUGUUAUUGAGGUAAGUGACGAUGAAGAAAUUGAAGAAGAAGAAGAUAUAAUGGUGGCAAAUAAUAAUAAUGAAGAUGAACAAAUGUAUGAUGAUAUGGCAGAGUUAUCAAAUGUUACCAGCAAACUUGGAACUCAAAGUGACGCUCAAACAGAUGGACCAGAAGAAAUAUUUGAAGAUUUAAGUCCAGAAGAAGAGGAACGCCAGUGGAUGCAGUAUAAAUCGUUAGAGAAAGACGACCUAGACUUCCCAGAUGAAAUAGAAUUAAAUCCAAACGAAUCUGCUAUUGAACGUCUAAUGAGAUAUAGAGGUUUAAAAAAUUUACACAACUGUGUUUGGGAUUAUGAUGAAAAGGAUCCAGAAAAGCCAGCUGAAUGGAAUCGUCUAUUGAGAAUAGGCAACUACAAAAAUACAAAGGCUAAACUAAAUAAAGAAGCUAUUAAUGAUGCUCAAGUAGUCGCUGGGGAUCGUGCUAAAAUUUCAAUUAAUUUCCCAAAAGUCUUACUUGAAAAAAUUGGAGAUCCCAGCCAAUUAGCAUUCGUUAUCUAUGGGUUAUUAUCACACGAACAUAAAAAUGCAAUGGUUAACUUCAGUAUUCAAAGAUGGGAAGAAUAUGAAAAUCCAGUUCCAUCUGAGGAGCAAUUGAUAGUUCAAUAUGGUGCAAGAAGAUAUAUCAUUAGACCACAGUUCUCAUCUGCAUCUAACACAUCCAACAAUGUUCAUAAAUACGAAAGAUUCUUACAUCCGGAUACUAUAUCAAUUGCAACAUGUAUGGCCCCUGUUGAUUUUACACAAUCUCCUGCUAUAUUUUUCAAGCCUAAAGUUUCUGAUGUAAAAGGUUUAGAACUAGUAGGGUUUGGUUCCUUCUUGAAUACAGACCAUACAAGAAUUCUUGCAAAGAGAGCAGUUCUUACAGGUCAUCCAUUUAGAUUCCAUAAAUCUGUCCUUACAGUUCGUUAUAUGUUCUUUAGACCAGAAGAUGUGGAAUGGUUCAAAUCGAUUCCACUAUUCACCAAGACAGGGAGAUCUGGUUUUAUCAAAGAAAGUUUGGGUACUCAUGGUUAUUUCAAAGCUACAUUUGAUGCUAAGUUAUCUGCUCAAGAUGUGGUAGCAAUGUCCUUAUUCAAACGUAUGUGGCCUUUACCAUCUUUACCAUGGUCUACUUAA